AUGGGACCUCAGCGUUUGAGACCUGUGCAGCUACUCUGCCUCCUCGGGGCCAUCUCCGCUCUGCCCUGGGCUGGGGCUCUUUUGUGCUAUGAAGCAACAUCCUCACGCUUCAGAGCUGUUACUUUCCGUGACUGGAAAUGGUUACUGCUGCGGAACACGGUGUGCAGGCUGAGUGAGGGCUGCGAGGAGACGCUGGUGCUCAUUGAGACAGGGAACAAAAGAGGAGUCGUGGGUUUUAAAGGCUGCAGCCUAUCGCUGUCUUACUCCCCACGUGUCUCCUACCUUGUUUCACCGCCUGGAUUGUCCAUUGCCUCCUAUAGCCGUGUCUGCCGGGCAUAUCUCUGCAAUGAUCUCACCAACUUGGAUCCUUUUGUGAAACUCCAGAGCACUCCCAAGCCGACAACAUUUUCUUCCCUUAGUUGCCCAACCUGCGUGGGUGGGCACUCUACGGAUUGCCUCCCAAAUUUUGUCACCACAGAUUCUUGCCCCGACAAUGCCCAUGUGUGUUACAGUUCCACCAUGACAUUUCAGGCAGGGUUUCUCAAUGCCACCUUCCUCCUCAUGGGCUGUGCUCGUGAACAUCACAGACUGUUAGCAGAUUUUCACCGUAUUGGGACCAUCAGAGUGACUGAGGUCCUCAACAUCGUACAGAAGGCCCAGAUGGCUGGUGCAGAGCCCUCCAUUCGGGGUCCUGAUUGGGCCAUCCUCUCAGGCCUCCUGCUUGCCUUUAGGGAUGGGUGA
Miniopterus natalensis is the source of this 741-nucleotide messenger RNA. RefSeq names its product LY6/PLAUR domain containing 4 (gene LYPD4). Lineage: Eukaryota; Metazoa; Chordata; Mammalia; Chiroptera; Miniopteridae. The record is from RefSeq and is a predicted model, not a curated record. Gene Ontology annotation, cellular component: plasma membrane raft.